CAAAGAAAAAAAAAAAAUGGAGGAAGAGAGAAGAUCGUCAAAGUUUAAGAGGAUUUGUGUUUACUGUGGUAGCAGUUCUGGGAAGAAACCUACAUAUCAAGAAGCUGCUAUUGAAUUGGGAAAACAACUGGUGGAGAGAGGGAUUGAUUUGGUGUAUGGAGGUGGAAGCGUGGGUCUGAUGGGUCUUGUUUCUCAGGCAGUUCAUGAUGGUGGGCGCCAUGUUCUAGGAGUGAUUCCAAGGACCCUCAUGCCUAGAGAGAUAACUGGUGAAACGAUCGGAGAAGUGAGAGCAGUUUCUGGCAUGCAUCAAAGAAAAGCUGAAAUGGCCAGGCAAGCUGAUGCCUUCAUUGCCCUCCCCGGUGGUUAUGGAACACUUGAAGAACUUCUUGAAGUCAUCACAUGGGCUCAGCUUGGAAUCCACCGUAAACCAGUGGGCCUGUUGAAUGUUGAGGGUUACUAUAAUUCCUUAUUAUCUUUCCUUGAUAAGGCCGUGGAUGAAGGCUUCAUCUCUCCAACAGCACGUCGCAUAAUCGUGUCUGCUCCGACAGCCCAACAGUUGGUCAGAGAACUUGAGGAACAUGUACCAGAGACCGACGAAAUCACAUCAAAGUUGAUCUGGGAAGAAGAAGUUCAAAGAUUUAAUUACACACCGACUGAAUCUGGGGUUCCUUCGUAAAAUAUGCUUUUCUUUGGAAUUUAGGAAUUUCAGUAUAUAUACAGUAUAUACGGUGAUGUUGCCGUAGGUUUGUCGCAGUAGAAUGUUUUUUGUGGGGGUUGAUGUUGAUCCAAUGCUCUUAGAAAUGACUCAGAGUUGCAAUAUACAUAUUUUGAAGAAGUAAAAAGAAAAAGGAAGGAAAUAUUAGUUUUCUUUUUCUUUUGUGGAUCUGUAGUAGCUAGG
This is a messenger RNA of Nicotiana attenuata, 898 nucleotides long. RefSeq names its product cytokinin riboside 5'-monophosphate phosphoribohydrolase LOG7-like. Gene Ontology annotation, molecular function: hydrolase activity, hydrolyzing N-glycosyl compounds. The transcript has 7 exons. Gene Ontology annotation, cellular component: nucleus; cytosol. The coding region runs from base 17 to 676 and encodes 219 amino acids. Gene Ontology annotation, biological process: cytokinin biosynthetic process. Lineage: Eukaryota; Viridiplantae; Streptophyta; Magnoliopsida; Solanales; Solanaceae. The record is from RefSeq and is a predicted model, not a curated record.